Messenger RNA from Photinus pyralis (common eastern firefly), 4020 nucleotides. RefSeq names its product protein expanded (gene ex). The coding region runs from base 473 to 3703 and encodes 1076 amino acids. Gene Ontology annotation, biological process: positive regulation of hippo signaling. Lineage: Eukaryota; Metazoa; Arthropoda; Insecta; Coleoptera; Lampyridae. The transcript is spliced from 4 exons. The record is from RefSeq and is a predicted model, not a curated record. Gene Ontology annotation, cellular component: cytoskeleton; cytoplasmic side of apical plasma membrane.
UCGUCAGUAUGCAGCGUGCUCCUUUAUAAAUUAACUUUAAAUAUUUUGCUUGCUCGAGUGUACGUAAUUACGAUCCAUUUAUUGCGUGUAGGUAGCCCGGAAUGUGACGUCUUAUCGAAUAAAGUAUCCUUCUGGUCAACUGCAUUCCGGUGAUGUUUUGCUUAAGAGUGUACCUGACCGCUCUCGAGUUAAACGCGAGUCGCGAGUUUUAGUCCAUACCUGAGGAAUAUAUUCACCGGUUGCUGCAUUGGUAAUGCUCUUAAGGGGCUGUUCUGUUCACUUUAAAAAAUCACGUGUAAUUCUGUGCGAGUGCCAAAGUGUUGUGUACACCUACUGCUGACGAUUACCUACCGCAAGUUCAAAAAUUUGCGAUGAGAACGCUUCAUGGAUUGCCCUUGGAUUAUUACUGAAAACACAUGGUAAACUAUUUAAAGGUGAGCGGCGGACGCCCCCCUGAAGAGAUGUGCGGGUCAUGCGCGCCGGCGGCCUGUGCACGGUGAGCGCCCCCCUGGCCGCGUGCAGCCCUCCAGCAGCGCUACCCCCGGCCGCCAGAUUUUUGGCACUGCAUCUGCUGCACCAGCAGACCUUGUAUUUCAUCGUUCAAGUAAAGUCGCGUGUAAGGGAGCUUUAUCAGCAAACAUGUCUGCACUUCGCGCAGCAAGGGAUGCUGGACACAGACCUUUUUGGUCUCGCUUUGAUAUGCGAUGGCGAGUAUCUGUUUGCAGAGCCAGAAAACAAAUUGUCCAAAUACGCUCCGAAGAGUUGGCGCUCCUCUCACUGUCACGGUCUCGACGCCAACGGCCGGCCGGCGCUCGCGUUUUACUUCAGGGUGCAAUUCUACGUGGACAGCCCGCUGCUGCUUCGAGACGAGACCACCAGGCAUCAUUAUUACUUACAGCUGAGAUUAAAUACGGCUUGCGGAGCGGCCGAGGAUCGUGUCGGCCAAUUAGCAGGAUUAGCUUUACAAACAGAUUUAGGCGAUUAUUCAGAGACCACGACCUUUCGGCCCGAAGAUUACGUACCUCCUAGCAUGAGGGGCCCGCAAGCUUUGCGCCACGUAGAAGCCGCGCAUCGCGGAUUUCGCGGUCUUUCUAAGCCAGAAGCCCGCGCACGUUUUAUAUCAGAUGCUUGUAAUCUUCAAGAACCUGUCAAUGCGCACGUGUUCCGAUUACGUGCUUCCAAAAAUGAACCGCCCCCAGGUUCGCUACUUUUGGCCGUGUGCGCACGUGGCCUACGAGUUUGUGCAGAUCAUAAUCCACCGUCGAUUUUCCUCUGGAGUUCGAUUGGUAAAUUGAGCUUCGAACGCAAGAAGUUUGAAAUUCGAACUGGACACGAAAAAAUCACUUUAUAUUCCAGCAGCGAUGAGAAAAGUCGACUUCUGCUUGCCUUAUGCAAGGCCACCCAUCAGUUUAGCAUGGCAGUAGCGCCUAGGCUAACCGAGGUUCGGCGCGAAGAAGAAGAUCGAAGGCGUUGGGAUUGCGAUCAGAGAAUUUCUGUUAUAUCCAGUACCUCAUCUAACACUACUUCGGGCAUUGUGAGCGAUCGAGUGCACUCCGAAGAUGAGCUAGAGAUUAUGAUCACGAGUCCUCCAGCACCAUCUACCGAGAGUCUAGCUUUAGCACAUCUCUUAGAUAGUGCACCUCCCAGCAGUCGAACAUCUUUAGUUUCUGCAACGAAUCCUCCUGUAAUUGGCUCUUCCAAGGAGGAUAGUUCCGAUACUGGAAAAAAUACCAAUAGUGAAAGCUCGACUAAGACUACUAGCGGGAAAUGCCCCGGUUCUCAGUGCAGCUCUUCUUGCAGCACAGUGAUUGUUACACCUUUGCAUACAAAGGUGAAAGGUAGGAGACCAUCCACCAGCAGCAGUUUGGAAUUGGGCUAUUCACAUACAGCACAGAACUCAUCAGUUAGUGAUGCUACGUGCAUCGAGUUGGACACUAGGGAGUCUGUCUAUUCCGUGUCAGGUCCUCCGCCAAGCAGCUACACCAGCGGAGUGUACACGAUGGCCUCAAGCGAUCACUAUACUGUCAGCCUUAGUGAUCAAUAUCAAGCAUCGAGUGAGCAAUAUAGCUCAGUAGGCGAUCAGGUGGACGCUCCUUUUAGAGAUCGUUCCAAUUCCAACAUUAGCAAUUCUGGGUCUUUUCGAGGAGAUGGUAGUGACCCCACUGAUACACAACCUACACCUUUAUCUGCUGAAGAGCUAUCCGAUCUUAUUGUAGGAAGAUAUCCCUCUUGUAAAAGCGUCAGUCACACCUUAGAUUCCGAUUCAGAUUAUGUAACAUUACCCUCAUCUUAUCAAGGUUAUGCUCCAAUUCCACCGAAGCGCGUUGAUAGUGUAGAGCCGCGAAUCCGACCUCCGCCUCCUCCUUAUCCUACACAACUUAAUAAACUCGAUCCGGUGCCCGAUUUUGACGAUGUUCUUUGUUUAUCCGAGAUCUCCUUGAGAGAACCACCUCCAUAUCCAAAGAACACGGUUCCUGCGCCGUCCCCAGUGUAUUCUUCUGAAGAAGCAAUGGCCAGAUUCAUUACCACUCGACCUCCAAACAUUCUUACAGCACAUACCAGUAAUGUCGGUGCAAAUUCCUUGCCAAGUUAUUCGAUACCGAAUGCUGUACCUCCAGUUCCUCCCAAACAUCCCAGAGCUCCUCCGCCAAUCAUCUCCUCAAAUAACUAUCUUGAUUUGACUGCCAGUAAAGCUAGUGUAUUGGUACCCUGUACGUUUCUACCUCCUCCGCCUCCUACUCCCAGACAACCACCUCCGCCCCCACCUACGCUCGCCACUGUCUACACAAGUCAGCUGUCUCGCACUCAGAUCGAACAGUACCAACAGCAAAUGUACAGCGAUGUGGAUUUUGUCGUAUUUCCACUUAAAGAACCUGCAAUAAGCAAACAAGAAUAUUUGGAAGCAAAGCAAGGAUCAAUACUGGCGGCACUUGCACAGACGCCUCCUCUUUUCUAUCGUUCCACGCCGUACCUCAGUCGCUAUGCCUCCAGUCAAAACCUUUCCGAUACAUACGUACAUCUUCCACUCUACGGAGCGCCGAGCAUUUCUUCGACGGGAAGCUUCGAUCCCCCACCACCACCUCCACCACCAAACCGUCCAAGUCGAUUUUUGCGCACUCGCUCAGAUGACAACAUCCUCAACUCCUUGGACACUCCACAGCCACCGAAAUUUAGACGACUUCCGCCACCUCCUCCGCCUCCACCUGUUCCCGAGCGAACGUCGGACAGUCGCCAAAGCAUAGGCGGCAGCAGCUUGCACAACAUUUUGGAAAAAUGUGUUAGUGACAUAGCAGAUGCCAAGUUUCAAAGUGAAAGUGACGUUAAAACAGUGGAUAAAAUUCAACGCCCCCUAGACAUAAGAACCUUACGCGAGAAAAGCAAGAAAAUGGACUUGCCUCUCAUUGCCGCGUUGUGCAAUGAUCGCUCUCUCAUCAAGCAAACCAAAGCGUUCGUAAUGCCCAAACAUCCCACCGAUGUCAAUAUCCGCCAAUCGAACAGUUCUAAAACAAAAUACCCAGUGUCGGGACUUAGCAACACCCAAAUAAACAAACCCGCAAGGAAACUACCGUCGAUAAGUCACCGUCAUCCCGGCGACAAACUGCCCGAGUUACCUUGCGAAAGAAUCCCCCGUGCGACUCCCAACAACUACGUAUUUCAAGAUCCACGUGCCACAAAACAUAAACUCAUGCCAUCUCAUUCUUAGGUAAAAAAACAAGACAAUUAUUCCAGUGCUAGCCAAGUAGGUAGAUAAUGUUUACUCAGGGUGCCAUUUCCGUUAAAGCGAAACUGGCGGUCGAUUGACCGUUAGUUAGUUCGUCUGUAACUUGUAAAUACAAAUUAGUUUCGUACCCUUAAGUAAUAUUAUUAGCAAUAACGUAUACACUUGCUCAAUAAUUAAAAUACUGACAUUUUAUUUUUAAUGCAAUCUAUUUAUUUGUUUUUCGUUUUCUAAAUCACAAACAGCUUAUUUUCAGUGUAUGGUGCUGCCAUUGUGUCAAAUAAAAAGUCGAACUGAACUAA